AUGGCGCCUGUAGAUCUUCACGAUGGGCUUACCAGCCCCGAUGCCGAGUCGCUGCGCUCAUUCACAGAGACCCUGCCAGAUGAAUACCACGAAUGGGUCACUGAGUCUGGAAGAAGCUCACGAAAUGGUCAAUUGCUGGACGAUUUUCCCCAACCGCCAACCCGGUUGAAGAAUUUAGACUCGAUUCACGAGGAAGAAGUACAUCCCACGCCCAAAGCGUCAAUCAAGAAUAUGCGCCGGCAUGCGACAACGAACGAUCUUCCUCUACUACAACAAAUGAACCCUUACAAUGGCGCAGAAGAAUUCAACCCCGUCAAUGAAGAAACAGGCUCUUACGAUCUCAUCGCACCCUACGAGGGCGGCGAUGCGCCUCUCCACAAACUCGAGCGACUGGCAGACGUGAUGUUUUCUGCGGAACAUAUGCUCACAAUUCUAAACAACUCGCGCUAUCUCGUGCGCUUCCGCGAGUUCCUGCUUGAGGAGCGCCCCCGCUCCAUCUCAACACUCACAUACUACCUUAAUGCAGCCAAGGCGCUCAAGGCAAUCCAAUAUGCCAAUGCCCUCGUCCGUCUGUCAGUUGAUGUGCCUCCGCCAGAAGUGCAUACCGAAGAAAACGCAGUCGGAAUCACAGCGAAUCAGGUCUUGGAGCGACGCGUUCAAGAUGGACUACUUGCACUUACGGCCGAAGAGCUGCCUGCCUUCGUCACGUCAAGGGGCAUCACGAUCACGAGUAAAAUCGUCGAAGAGCGAAUCCGCGGAACGUUACCUAUGAAGUUCCGUUCCACGUCAAAUGCGCUGGCGGAGGUUUUCUGUUUGACAGAUCCUUCGCGGCCUGAUAAUCCUAUUAUCUUCGCAUCUGAGGAGUUCCACAAUACAACACAGUAUGGCAUGGACUAUGUACUAGGCCGGAAUUGUCGCUUUCUUCAAGGACUAAAGACGAAUAAGAACAGUGUUCGUCGUCUUCGUGAAGCUAUCCAGGCCGGUCGACAUCACUCCGAGAUGUUCCUUAACUAUCGCCGUGAUGGCUCCCCAUUCAUGAACCUCCUCCAAUGCGCACCACUAUGCGACAGCCACGGCCGCGUGAAAUACUUCAUCGGCGCACAGAUCGAUGUAUCAGGACUCGCAAUGGAAGGAGCCUCAAUGGAGUCUCUGAUUGAACUGAAAGCAAAAUACCAUGAUCCUGACGUUGACGACGAGAGGGUUGUAGACGAGCCACCAAAAGAUGAGAAAGACGAGUUCCAGGAAUUGAGCGAGCUGUUCAGUCCCCGGGAGUUGUCCGCUGUGCAAGAACAUGGUGGACAUCUUUUCCAACCCCAGAAGAGUCUACUAUCUCCUAAACACCCUAUGUCAUGGUUGCAGCUUGGUGAAUCAUUGGAUAGUGAGACUGAGGCUAUCCGUUUGCGUGAUAUGAAAUCGCCCUUCUUCCGGAUAUCUCUGGCGGGUGUUUAUGAGAAUUACCUCCUCGUCCGACCAUACCCUUCCCUCCGCAUCCUAUUCACGUCGCCCUCCCUACAAAUCCCGGGCAUGCUACAAUCACCAUUCCUAUCGCGCAUAGGUAGUUCUUCGGCUGUGAAGGAUGACCUACUUCAGGCUAUGAUGGUUGGUCGCAGUGUGACUGCCAGAAUCAAAUGGGUUACUCGGUCGAACCCAGAGGGCCGAAAUCGUUGGGUCCAUUGUACGCCGCUCUAUGCCAGUAAUGGGCAGGUGGGUGUGUGGAUGGUUGUCAUUGUCGAUGACGAUGAAGAGACGGUUGUCAAGCGGCGUGCCUAG
This is a messenger RNA of Penicillium canescens, 1770 nucleotides long. RefSeq names its product PAS-associated. The record is from RefSeq and is a predicted model, not a curated record. NCBI's taxonomy places the organism in Eukaryota, Fungi, Ascomycota, Eurotiomycetes, Eurotiales, Aspergillaceae. Gene Ontology annotation, cellular component: nucleus. The transcript is spliced from 5 exons. The coding region runs from base 1 to 1770 and encodes 589 amino acids.